UCGCGGCAUUAGAGCGCUUACAGCGAACGCGAAAGGAAAUAUAAAAAAAGAAAAUUAUUUAUUGUUUUUUUGGGGAAAAUUCUCCUCUUCCUCCUCCUCCUUCUUUAAUAAGCACUAUUCGAUAUUAAAAUCAUGGCCGACACGAAAGUGGAUUCCGCCACGGAAAUUUCCGCCAAGGACUUGAAAGAGAAGAAGCUCCUUGAGGAGAAGGAGAAUGGAAAGGAAGCUGCUAAUGGAAAGGAAAACGAGGAGAACGGAGAGCCAGAGAUUGAUGAGGAAGAGGAAGAUGAAGUAGAUGAGGAAGAUGAGGAGGAUGAUGGAGAAGGAGAUGAAGACGAGGACGAGGAUGAAGAGGAUGAGCUCGGAGGUGGAACGAAACGAGGGGCUGAUGAGGAUGACGAGGAUGAUGAGGACGAGGUGGACCCCAAGAAGCAGAAGACGGACGACGACGAUUAAAGGAUCGUUCCCCGCUGCUUAUCCUCAGCACGUUUGUUGGAGCCAGUGGCGUAAAGGACUCAAAACAUAAACAUGGUCAUUUUUCAAGUUCACCACCCACGUUCAACCAACUAACCCCCCCCCCCCCAAAAUGCAAAAUUUU
Messenger RNA from Pygocentrus nattereri (red-bellied piranha), 598 nucleotides. RefSeq names its product prothymosin alpha b (gene ptmab). Bases 133 to 456 code for a protein of 107 amino acids. Gene Ontology annotation, molecular function: histone binding. Gene Ontology annotation, biological process: negative regulation of apoptotic process; positive regulation of transcription by RNA polymerase II. The record is from RefSeq and is a predicted model, not a curated record. Gene Ontology annotation, cellular component: nucleus. Lineage: Eukaryota; Metazoa; Chordata; Actinopteri; Characiformes; Serrasalmidae. The transcript is spliced from 5 exons.